Molecule: messenger RNA, 3767 nt
Organism: Lytechinus pictus (painted urchin)
Lineage: Eukaryota; Metazoa; Echinodermata; Echinoidea; Temnopleuroida; Toxopneustidae
Exons: 4
Coding region: 16-828 (270 amino acids)
Source: RefSeq, a predicted model, not a curated record
CCUCAUAUAAUUGUUAUGACAUUUUUGUCUCAUCACAAAGCACAAAAUGUGGACCCUCUGGUUGUGCUAAUCUUUGCUUAUAUUACAGAGAAAGACAAGGCAAUUGGUUGCUAUGACAACAGUGAUGUUAGCGAGGUCACGUCAACUCCGCUCGCUUUGGACUUUGCCGACUGUAUCGCCUCUUGCCGUGACGCUGGGUACCGCUACACGGGUCUGCGAAAUGACAUCGGAGAGUGCGCUUGCGGGAACAGCAUGGCCAAUCAGGAGACCUCAAAUGAUCAGUGUGCACAGACAUGCGGUCAGAAUAAUGAACCAUGCGGUGGUAUCAGCAAACAGGCAGUGUAUUUCUCAGGAUGUGCGCUACCCUUUGAAGUCAACACAACAAUGAUGACAGGAACACUCAUGCAUAACAAUGAUGAUUCUGAUGACUAUGGGCUGUGGUUCUACGCCCUGGGUGAUACGCCUUCCGUAGACUUGGGAAACUUCACCAAUGAAGGAGAACAGCAUGACUUUCAAGUUGACAUUGACCUCGGAAGACCAAGGACGAUCUCAAAGCUGGAAACCAAGGGUCUGUACAUGAGCAAAGCAGACACCUGGACGGGGGCCUCAUCUUUUAGCCUUGGAUACCGUCUUAGAGCUGAUCAUGAUCUAGAGGUCCUCACACAGCCUGGUAGUACAGAAGCAGUGGUGUUUGAAAUGUCUGACUUCAGUUCAGUAACGGAGCAUGAUCUUGGUGAUUUCUUGAUGGCCAGAUUUAUUUACAUCUACGUCAAAUCAUACACAGACUUCCCAGCAUUAAAACUUGAAGUGUAUGGAUGUGCCGACUAGUCACGAAGGAUUCCAUUUCAGAGAAAUAUAUAUGAUGCAUUUCAAUAUAAAUGUACAGUAUUACAGUGCAUUCCAGAAAGAUUGGAACUGUUUCAUCCAGAAGAUUGGAGAGAUCAAUGUAAAGUUCCAUUUUUCUUUAUUAAUAUGACGUAAAAGGGUGAUGCAUAUUUCAGCCUUUGAACAUUCAAUUUCAGUGUCAAGCUACACAUAUUGGUCAACAAUUUUUAGGAUAUCACUUUCUUGCAGGAGAGAUAUGGCUCAUGAGCAUCACUUUAUGUUGUUUUACAUCCCUUACUGAGAAUUUGUUGCUAUUUGAUUGAUAGAGAGCCCUUCACAUGACUAAUCAUAAUUUCACCAGGAAAAUGAAAUUCAUUGGAGAUAAAAAUAGUUCAUGACAUUAGAGUAGAAUAGUGUUUUUUAACUAUUUAGCGUCGACUGAAAACCAUGCAAUCACUCGGGCACAGCAGCGCAUGACGGGUUGCCUCCACCGGGCAAGUAUAGUGAUGCGACGGCGCAGACACUUUAUCAGGGGUCCGCUGAGUGCAGCUCAAUCAGCCAAGGUAAAAAUGCAACGCUAGAUGAAUCACUAACUCUCUGAUUACUAAAUGUCAAUGUGAAAUCGUGUCUUGCUUGAUUAUAAUGAAUCUGUAUGCUGAAAAAUAAAAUUAAUGAUGGCCAUCAAUCAUUCAAUCAUUCAAAAUUCUGGCGGCUUGAUUUUAGUUCAGCAAGGUUUGUUCACAAACGGUAAGUGGAAUUAUUAGAAGAUCAAUCUAUCACAGUACCGCUGCGCAACACCAUACCACCCUGAGUGAUGCUUGGGAGCCGGCAUUAGCAACGUGCAGUCUAUUCAGGAACCGGCUAGCUUAGAAUGAUAAGCCAAUUUUGCAUAAAUUAGAGCCUAGUCCCGAUCAUGAAGAUGGGUCAAUUAGGACUAGGUAACCAAUAUUUUUCGUUCAUACUUUGAUAUGGAAGGGAUAUGAAACAAAUAUACCAGGAGUUUCUUUCGAAAGUAUAGUGGAAGUAAUUGCCGAACCAACCUCGGAUAAAAUAUUUCCACUAUACCUUCUCAAUACAUGUAUAUUUGCGUAAUAUUUUGUUCACUAUAUCUCUGAAUAAAGAUUUACACAUGAAUUUCUGCUCAAGUCUUUGCUGACAGGCCUCAUAUUUUAUUGACCAUAGUAUUCAAUAAUCUCAAAUGCGCAAAAGAGAUAUAUUAAUUAAUCUAUUUACAUUUACAAUUUACAUCUGGUGUUAAAUUUUGAAUCCACAAAUCAACACAUUUUUGGUGAUUGUGAUAUGUUCUCUGAAAACAGGUUAACUUUCUUUCUGAGAUGCACUGCAUAUACUAUUAACAGCCUAACAAAUGUUAAGAUUGUGUAUUAAAAAAAAAGUUGUAUAUUUUAUCAAUAAAUUUUAAUGUAUAAUUUUGCCAAAUAUAUGUUCACAUUAAAUAGUCCCAUCAAAACAGUCAUAAAAGUUGGGGGAAAAUAUGCAGCAAAGAAAACUUUAUCCAGAAUGCAAGUUUAUAAGAAUGCUUAGCUUUAAUUUCAAUAUCAAUGCAAAUAAUAUUUAAGAUAUUGAUAUUAGAUUUUAUUUCAAUGCUGGGGAGCAUUUCAUGUCAGAUGUUGUAUCUGACAAGUCCUGUUUUAUCUGACAGUUACCAUGGUAACAUUGCCUCUCAGCCAAUCAAAAUCAGGGAAAGUUGUCAGAUCUGACAAGAUGUCGGACAAAAAUGUUGAUGAAACGCUCCCCAGAAUUUGUAUUUACAAGUCUCAACUACAUGUAUAUGAUCAAAGCCCUGUAACAUAAAUAAAAAUGAUUGAUUAUGGGGCAGAUUUAUUAAUUGAUCAAACAGAAGAAACAAUACAAUCAAUCAUAGGUUUCACACCCACAAUGGGUGAUUUCAAGUUCGGUGUUGGUGUUGAGAGCGUAAAAAGGCCGCUUAACCGAGCUCCAACACCGAGCUGGGUUCAGAGGAAUGAUACCGAUUGCGUUAUCGAUAGCACAUGACGUCACGCCUCUGCGCUGCGCUGCUAAAUCAUCUCAACUUCACGCGAGAAGUCUCAACGACGAAAAUGAAAUCGGAGAGAAAUGCAUUAAAUUCUCAUCGUACAGAAUACCAAUGUUUUAAUUAAUUAAAGAAUUCGAAAGAGUGAACAUUAUUCUUCAUCAAAAUAUAUACAGCUCAAAUGAUUUGUUCUCAUCUUAACUGUAAAAGCUAAUUUUACGGGGAUGUUUCAUCGUGUUCGCCGCCUAUUCACGAGCUUGAGAUUGCCAACACCAACACCGAACUUGAAAUCACGAUUUUCCCAAUCCCUUGGGGUUGGUGUUGGUGAAUGGGGAAAUUGCACGUAUAUCGUCAACACCAGCCGCAGUGCUGGGUUCAGCAGACGACAUUCAACACCAGCAUUCAACACGAACUGCCGGAAAUACGUCAUAUUUUCCGAGGUCAAUCUCAACACCAGCCUGAUUUCAAGUACCGUGUUGUGGCUGGUGUUGGUGUUGUCACAACACCAACACCAGAUUUCAACACCGUACUUGAAAUCACCCAAUGAAUUGCUAAGCUUUAUGUUAUGAGGCCCUGAUAUUGUAUUUUCUGUGUAAGUCAUUGUCAUAAAUUUACAUGUACUUGUGUAAGUUAAACCAAAGAGUAUGUAUAUUAAUUGGUAAUUUAGAAAUGAAAGCAUGCCUUCACCAUACACACUUACACUGAACUUGCAAAAAAAAAAUGUUUUAAGAUACUUAUUCCAUGCAAAAAAUGAAUAAAAGAUGAAAAUUGGAACACUAAGAUUAAGCUUUCAUAAACAUGAUUUUUGUAUCUAUAAAUAUAUGUCUUGCUUGAAAUUUGUACAUGUUUUAUAGUAUAUAUUUUGUGACAGGAGUGAUCAUGUCAUCACAUGCAAUAAAUAGAAAAAGAGGCGAAUAAUUAAAAAUUAGAA